AUAAGACUUUUUUUAUCCUAAUUUUUCUGUUUCUAAAACUUCCUAACAUCAAAUUAUAAUACCUUAAAAAUAAAAAUUCUCAAUUUUCCCAAAUUAUAAACCCUAAAAAAUUCCCAAUUUCCCCCAAAAAUAAAAAAUUAAACAUUUUCUCUCUUUUCUUAUUCACCAGCAAAAAUGUAUGAACCCUAAAUUCUUUUUCCUACUCGAAUCGCUACUCGAGUUCUUCGCUCUGAUUCUCACAAAUUGCUACUCUAAUUCUUCGCUCCAAAGAAUUUAGGUUUGAACUGAGCUGCUGUUCGAGUUGGAGUUGCUGGCUGGUUGUUCGACGACGACGGUGGAAUCCACGACUGUGACGAAGGAAAUUCCUUUUUUUUAACAAGUGACGAAGGCCCCUUUCUCUCAGUUUUUCCAUUGAAGCGCACUCCAAGUUCUCCACUGAUAUUACUAUCCUCCAUUGAAGCAGCUUUUGAGGUUCAUCAUGGAAAUUCAUACUCAUCUUGGAACUGCAAAUACCUCUAACAGGAUGUUUGCUGGCAUGCUUAAGAGACAGCAACAUUUAUUAAGGCUUCAGUUGAGGAAUAAAAAAGUUCUAGCAUCAUCUGAGACGUUGAAAGUUCCUCCUAUAUCUACGAAGUAUGGAAAAGAUCAACCUCUAGUCAAGAUGUGCGGAAUCACGUCUGCUAGAGAUGCUGCAAUUGCAGCUGAAGCUGGUGCUGAUUUUAUUGGGAUGAUUAUAUGGCCAAAAUCUAAACGUUCUGUUUCUCUUGCAACUGCAAAGGAGAUUUCAGAGGUUGCUAGGAAGUAUGGGGCUGAGCCGGUUGGGGUAUUUGUGGAUGAUGAUGCUGACACUAUUUUAAGAGCUGCUGCUGCAUCGAACAUAGAAUAUGUCCAGCUUCAUGGGAAUGGUUCACGGAGUUAUUUCCCGCAGUUGGUGAAGGAGAAUCGAGUUAUAUAUGUUCUUCACUCUGAUAAAGAUGGGGUGCUCCUGAAUAAUAUUUCUCAAGAAGAAGGUUCUUUAGUAGAUUGGAUUCUUGUAGAUAGUGCAACUGGAGGAAGUGGGGAAGGAUUCGAUUGGACGCAGUUUAAAUUGCCAUCAAUAAAUAGCAAACAUGGUUGGCUAUUGGCUGGAGGAAUUAAACCCGAGAAUGCUCAGGAUGCUCUUCUUAUCCUUCGUCCGAAUGGAAUUGAUGUUAGUAGUGGCAUUUGUGCUGCAGAUGGCAUCAAGAAGGACGAGUCACGGAUAUUUGCUUUCAUGAAUGCAGUAAAAUCAGUGCAGUACUGAUUUUAGUGUUAGAUAGGUCUAAUUUAUCAUCCCAAAUAGUUUCCUUUUUCUUUUGUAGGCAACCUCCCUUCCCAGGGAUAGUAUUGGAUACAUUUUGACCUUUCUAAACCCAGUCAUUGAAGGAAUGUAUUGAAAUUUGUACUAGAUUUCAUGUAGAGGCCAUAUGAGAAUUAGUUUACUUAGUGUCCGAACUGGUAGAGCACUCAUUUGAAGGUGAUCCUUGGUUCGAGAAACUUGUUAAGGGAAAAGGUUGGGAAAAUAGGUGCCUUGUGAGAGGGUGUUUGAACUACGUAUAAUUUUUUUUUUAAUUAAAAGGGACUAUUUGAUGUUGUUCGGCAAGAUUAAGGAGCUUAGUCUGUCUAGUUUGUUUGAACAAUGAUUUGAAUUCUCCCUUUUUUUCUAUUACUCCGUUCUUUAAGAUAAAUAUUUCUUAGUUGCAGCUCA
Chenopodium quinoa (quinoa) is the source of this 1726-nucleotide messenger RNA. Its product is annotated as N-(5'-phosphoribosyl)anthranilate isomerase 1, chloroplastic-like. NCBI's taxonomy places the organism in Eukaryota, Viridiplantae, Streptophyta, Magnoliopsida, Caryophyllales, Amaranthaceae. The transcript is spliced from 6 exons. Bases 479 to 1282 code for a protein of 267 amino acids. Gene Ontology annotation, molecular function: phosphoribosylanthranilate isomerase activity. Gene Ontology annotation, biological process: L-tryptophan biosynthetic process. The record is from RefSeq and is a predicted model, not a curated record.